AUGGUGAGAAAGGUGACCGCAUCGGAGAUCCUCCAGCACAACAAGACGGACGACCUAUGGAUUGUUGUUAAUGGAGAGGUAUAUGAUAUGACUGAAUUCGCACCUGAGCAUCCCGGCGGGCAAGAGAUUAUACAUAAAUUUGCUGGAAAGGAUGCCACUGAAGAUUAUGGUCGGGUACACUCGCCUUCAUUGAUCCGAGAGACUCUGGGAGAGAAAGGCCAUAUCGGAUCCCUAGAUGAAUCCACUAUAACAGAAGACUGGAAAGCCGCCAAUCAACCCUCAACCCAAACUGCUUUGGUGAAGUUAGGCGAGAAGCCGGCACUCGGUGACAUUUUCAAUAUGGAUGACUUCGAAAAGGCGGCGCAUAUAGCCUUAUCCGAGAAGUCUUGGGGAUAUAUCCGGGGAGGAUCGAAUGAUAACAUCACACGAGACGCCAAUAGUUCCAUGCUUCGCCAGAUCUGGUUGCGCCCAAGAGUCUUACGCAACGUCGGUACUGUGACAGCACGCACGAAGCUUUUUGGAUGUGACCUUGACAUGCCCGUCUUUAUCUCACCGACUGGCGCUGCACGAGCUGGAGGUGCCGAGGGUGAACUGACGUUGGCUCGAGGAGCUAAUUCGGCGGGAAUCGUUCAUUGUUUCGCGACCCCCUCGUCAUAUACGCAUACAGAAAUCUUAAACGAGACCAAGCGGCAAGCCUUCUUUCAGCUGUACGUGGACAAGAACCGUGAUAAAUCUGAAGCUGCCAUCCGAACGAUCGAGGCUAGCGGUAAAGUGAAGGCUAUUCUCCUGACUGUUGAUGUCCCUGUCAUCCCUAAACGGGAAGACGACGAGCGUGUAAAGUCAAAAGAACAGAUGGCAGUAUCUGGAAUUGGAUCGAAUUUUGAAACCGAGACGAGCGACAAGAAAGGUGCCGGUUUUGCGCGCCAAGCAGCGUCGUUUAUCGACCCGACGACGAGCUGGGAUGAUCUCAAGUGGCUACGGAGCAUCACGCAGCUACCAAUUGUUAUCAAAGGCAUUCAGACCGCAGCAGAUGCCAUUAUGGCUGCGAAGAUGGGAGUUCAGGGCAUUGUCAUCAGUAACCACGGCGGUCGCGCAGCGGAUACAGCACCGCCUUCUAUUCUUGUCCUAUUAGAACUUCAGAAGCAGUGUCCUGAGAUAUUCGCCCAGCUUGAGGUUCUGAUCGAUGGCGGAUUUCGACGAGGGUCGGACAUAGUCAAAGCUAUUUGCCUGGGCGCAUCUGCAGUUGGGCUGGGCAGGCCGUUCCUCUACUCCCUCAGCUACGGCCAAGAGGGUGUAGAGCACGCAGCAUGGAUUCUUAAAGAAGAGAUCGAGACGGCGAUGCGUCUAUGUGGCAUGACGGAUUUGAUGAGAGACGCACAUCCGGAUCUUGUAAACACUAGCAGUCUUGACUUCAUGGUUCCUGGACUUAGACAUCCAUACGCGCGCAAAGUUGAUAAAUCAGCUGGAUGGCUAAGCUCGCUACGAUCAAAGUUGUAG
Molecule: messenger RNA, 1497 nt
Organism: Trichoderma asperellum CBS 433.97
Lineage: Eukaryota; Fungi; Ascomycota; Sordariomycetes; Hypocreales; Hypocreaceae
Molecular function (GO): oxidoreductase activity
Source: RefSeq, a predicted model, not a curated record